This is a messenger RNA of Rhopalosiphum maidis (corn leaf aphid), 3987 nucleotides long. RefSeq lists its product as uncharacterized. The record is from RefSeq and is a predicted model, not a curated record. NCBI's taxonomy places the organism in Eukaryota, Metazoa, Arthropoda, Insecta, Hemiptera, Aphididae. The transcript has 13 exons. Bases 1 to 3987 code for a protein of 1328 amino acids.
AUGAUGAGAACAAUAAAACGAACUGGCAUGGUCACAAUUAACCGGAAUUGUCUGUCUCAAAUACAACAUACGGCAUUGCUGUCCACGCCUAAAGGGCACGUAUGGACCCAUUCACGGAGUUUGAAUUUCAUAAUGGAAAAAUGUCGGAAAACAAGUGGGAUCACUUUGAAUGACCGUCGCCGUGAGACCGGGAAACACACAUUCUUUGAAGUAAAUACGACGAUGUGGCCUCUUUUUGUAAAACAAUUUCUAAAACAUGGAGAAUACAGUUUAGCUCCAGCCAUCAGGAUAAUAUUAUCAAAAAUAUUACCCACAAGAGUGAAUUUUUCUGACCCGAAAUGGUCUAAAUACAAAAACACACAAACGGAAUUAUGUCGUUUUUUGAGGAAUUUGAAUCCAGAAUGUGAUUCAAUCGAUUGGAAAGGCGAUUUUUUCAAAACGUUGUCAUCUUUGAUAUUUGAUUAUAUGGUUCAAGUACUUUGUAGUGGUCAGAUAUCAAAAAAACGAAAAAUGACACAAAUGAUCCUAAAAAAGAUUAAUGAUAUUACCGACGAAUACGUGUUACUAAACUCACCAGGUAAUUUUCUACAAGGAGUUCAAAUAUUUGUAGCAAAUAUGCUAUCUCUGUGGCUAGAAAAACCCAUAAAUAAUAUCUGCAGUAAAGGUAAUAAUAAUAAAGGCUUAAAAAACAGAAACAUAAUGAAUGACAUUGCGAAACAAAGAAAUGGUAUUAAAACAAAACAUUCAAAAAACAAUGAAGUAGGUCAAAAUAAAACAAAUAUACUUAAAUUAAAAACCGCAAUAGAAGUUAAAACUAACCAAAAAUCAAAAAAAGGUAAAUUUACAAAACCCAUCGUUAAAGACAACUUGUCUUCACAAAACUCAAAAAAAGCUACAAACAAAAUAAAAACAAACAGAAAAUCAAAAAAAGGAUUAAAAUCAGAGUCAAUAAUUGGUGCAGUAAAUGAUUUACAGAAAAUUAUUGAACAAAAUGAAAUAUUAUCAAAUGUUGUACUCGUAAAUCGUUCAGUCAGUAAAACUACAAUCAAGAAGAAAAUAAAAAAUAAGUUGAAUAACUUUGGUAAAAAAAACCAAAAACCCCAAAAAAAUAAAAUUUCAAAAACUAUUGUAAAAGGUAAAUUGUCUCAGCAAAACUUAAAUAAAGCUACAAAAAAAAUAAAUACAAACAAAAAAUCUAAAAAAGGUUUGAAAUCAAAGUCAAUAAUUAGUGCAAUAAAUGGAUCAAAGAAAUUUAUUAAAAAAAAUGAAAUGUUAUCAAAUUCUGUUCUCGUUAAGCCUGCAGACGAUAAAAAUGUUAGUGAGACGAAUAUAAUAAAUGAAAAAAACUCGAACAUUCCCGACGAUGAAUGUCAUAAUAACACAAAUGGUCGUGAUAAGAACAUAAACGGGAAAAAUAGUAACUAUAGACCAGUGAUAGACAAUGAAAAAUUAUCGGAUUUGACAAAACAACUACAUAAUGAAAAUACAUUCGAAGCAAACAACAACGGCAAUGAUAAAAAUGAUUUUAUUAAUAACGAUGCUCUUGAUUUUGGAUCUCUUAGACCAGCUACGGAUGCGGAAAACAUUCACUCGAUGACCGCCAUGAAUCAUGGUGGAAGAAAUGACGAUGGUCAUAGAAUUACAUCAAUGGAUGAUCGUUCCAAGUCGCAUUAUGACGGUGGUAGCAAACUAUUAUUAGAACACGGUUCUACGCCAGCGAUGUCAAAUGGAAUAUCAAAUAGCUAUAAUAAUAAUAAUGUAAAUGAAGAAGGCAGAAUUCUGAAUGUAACGGAUAUUAGUGGACAUACCUUGAGGGUGACUGAAUAUUUAUUAGAAGAAAAAUAUGAUACUAUCUUAUUGAAAGACGAAGAAUUAUUAAAAUAUAAUGACAACAAUUCACACGAUAUUGAUGAUGCAGGUUACAGUGAUUUGAAUACAGAUUGUGAUAAUGGCUUUGAUGAUGAUAACGGACAUCAUAUUAUAAUUAUGAACGAGGAUGGAAAAGAAUUUGAGUCUCGCGUUUUGGAUGAUCUCGUAAACAUAUUUUUGAAUAGUUCACCGGAUGGCUGGAGUAAUGAACACGAUAAUGCUACCAAAGUUAUAGAAUCAAGAAGAGAUGAAUCUAAACAAAAUUAUUUUCAGAGAUGUGCUGAUGGUUAUACGCAAAAAUUAGCGAAUAAUUUUAGAAAUAAAAAGUCAAAAAAUCUGGAAGUUUGUGAUCAAAGUAAAGGAGUUACCUAUAACAUCUGUAAAAAAGAUGGCAGCAAUUACAGUGUUCGCAAGACAAUAUUGCCACUGCGCAGAAAUCAAGAUCAUCGAUGUAUAAUGUGCUCAUUAGAUAAAUCAAAAUUAUUAGUUAAUACAUUAAUUAAAGAACAAAUAUUUUGUGAUAUUCCAUUCAAUGGAGAAAGUUCAAAACUCAUCGAAAAUGAUCAGUCAAUAAAAAGUCGUAGUGUUCUAGCUAAGAGAAGUGGAUUUUCUCCAAAAACAAUACCCUGGAAAAAGUUAUAUGGUAGACUUCCACUUCAUGAAAAUAGUGAAACGCAUCGUACUUGUUAUUGUAAAUGGAAAAAUGUACAACUGUCUUUGUUUGGUUUUGGAGUAGAUAGUCAAUUACAAAAAACAAUUCUUAGUGAAGCAGAAAAAUGGAAGGCUAUUCUAAAAAGACUCCUUGAUGUAACUUUGUUUCUCGCUUCUAGAGGAUUGCCUUUUCAGGGUAGCAGUACCAAAAUCGGUGAAGUAAACAAUGGUAACUUUCUUGGAAUAUUAGAAUUUUUUGGGCGGUAUGAUGAGGUAACUAGAGACCAUUUAGCAACUGUUGAAAAAUAUCAAAAUAAAGGCGAGAGUAUGAAAGGAAAGACCCACUAUUUGUCUUGGAUGAGUCAAAAUGAAUUUAUUUCUCUUUGUGGUGAAAGUAUUGCUUCAGAAUUACUAAAAGCGUUAGAACGUCACAAAAUCCCAUUGGCAGAUUGUCGAGCCCAAGCAUAUGACAAAGGGGCUAAUAUGAGUGGAAAAAUUAAGAGUGUACAAGCACGUAUUUUGGAAAAAAAUCAUCUUGCUCUUUAUUCGCCAUGCAGCGCUCAUUCCCUUAAUCUCGUUGGUGUAAAUGCAGUAAAAAUUAAUUCUAGAGUGAAAACGUUUUUUGGAUGUGUACAAACUUUAUAUGUAACUUUUAGUAGCAGUCCAGCAAAAUGGAGUAUUUUAAACGAAGAGGUCAAUAUAUCACUAGAAUCUCAAUCUGAGACACGAUGGAGCUCACGUGUUUCAGCCAUACGUCUUAUUGUUCAUCAUCUUCCUGAUAAAGAAAAAAGAACUAAGAAAAGAAAAGUUUUUCAUGACGAAGUUUCUUCAAAAACGGAUAUUCAACCUAGUACAGAAAGUAUAGCACAUGAUUCUUUUAGAAGAGAUGUCAUUUUUGCUAGUAUAGAUUUUAUUAUUACUGAUUUAACGCAUCGUUUUGAAGCUCAUAAAAAAAUGUGUGAUCUAUUUUCUCCUAUUUUAUGCUACAUGAAGUUAUCUUCUACAGAACUUGAAAUAAAGUUGAAAGAAAUCAUAAAAAUAUAUUCUGAUGAUUUAUCGCCAAAUAUUUUGAAUGAAUUACUACAUUUAAGGAAAAUUCAUAAAUCUGUUUUUCUAACAGAAAUUGAAAUACCUCCAUUGAAAAUUUUUUGUACGCUACCAGUAACAGUCUCUGAAGCAGAGAGAGCAUUUAGUAAGUUAGGAAAUCAGCUUAAAACAUGGCAGAGAGCUUCAAUCGGUCAAGAACGUCUCAAUGCUCUUGGUAUUUUAUCUAUUGAACACAAGUUGGCAUCAAGUUAUUUCAAAGAUGAAAUGGGAGGAAAGUUUUUAAAAGAAUUCGUUACAUUAAGACCGAAAUUAUACGCUAACAGAACUGUAGACGACAUUGAGGUAAAAAAAGCUAAAGUACAACCCACUUCACCUCAUAGUCGUGUACCACAUGUUGAUGAUAAACACGUAGAAAUAUGA